AAUCACUACAGUUGUAAAUGCGCUCUAUUUGGAGAGCUUUGUUAUAGAAAAUGGACAAGCUUGCUAGAACUCAGAGCCUCAGUAGCGACACAAGGAACGCCUGUACGAUGAUUCAUCCAACCAUCACGCCCUUCUUAGACCAGUGCUUUGCAGAUAUGGCUCUCAAUUCACAGGGAGGCAUUCUGGAGGUCUCAAAACCGAAAUCUAGUUGUAUGGAGCAUGUUAACGAGCGUACGUGUGACAGGUUUACUCUGGGUAUACCUUACUGUGGCUCUCAAGUGUAUUGGGAGGUGGUGUUUGAUCGCCGUCACCUUGACGACCCCCCUGAUGUCAUAUUCAGUGCUGAAGAUGAUGAAUUAAACUUUGACCCUGAUAUUGAGAAACUCACAACCCUGGCCAGAUGGAGUAGGGGAAAUUCCUGCUCGUUGUGCUCCCUGCUGGAGGAGCUGCUCUCGGAGUACAAGUCCCAUCAUCGCCUCAUAGUAGAGCAACAACAGAGACUAAAGUUUGAGCUCUCCACUCUAGAAGGCGGUGACUGUUUCUCCAAUGUGGACGUACACUGUACAAAGCCUUCAGACAAACAAUGUUUCGAACCAGUGACAAAGUUCUAUAUUCUUCUCUCAGUGGAUUUUUCUUCCAUACCAGCCUACCUGACAAAGAACAACCCUGGGAAUGAUGAGGCUGCUCUGCUGAUCACCUACCAUCCACCAGUAGGCUCCAAAGUCACCACUUCCUUGUUCCUGUCACCAAGAGUGGAAAAGAUGCUUGGUGGGAGCCAUCAGAUUCGUCUGCCCUCGUGGGGGGGAGAGAGGACCUCCCACAUUAUAGACUAUGUAGACGUGGUGCAGCGAAUACUACAAGAGAAGGUCCAGUCAAUUGUACAGAGCUAUAUCAUGAGGAAGGAGUGUGUGGCUGCUUUCCUGAGUGUGUUUGGUCAGUCUGUGCUGGAGUACGACACUGAGGACUUUAAAAUGAUGUCAUAUCUGUUUGAGCUACAAGGAUUCUCUUUCAUAGCCAGAUUUUCCUUCUCUGAUUCUUUCCCUCAAGAGAAGCCCACACUGUUCCUACAGUCUGUGUACCAUCGCUUCCACAGCAUGCCCUGUCAGUCUGAGAUCAGUGACUACCCGUACAGCCCUCGCUGGAGUGUGGAUGAGCUGGUAGACAGAAUGAGAGAGUACAUCGGGUCUAUAGCAGUUGACUUUAUGGAACUGUCUAAAACCAAGGGAGAAUGCUUGUAAUAUAUAAUUAUAGGAACUCUGUUUUUAGACAAUGCUAUUCAGCUAUUCAUUAUUAUAAUGUAUAUACCUGUGUGAUAUUCAAUGGUUUUUCAAACGUUUUUAAUAACUCACUGAACAUUGUGUAAAA
Messenger RNA from Halichondria panicea, 1365 nucleotides. Its product is annotated as BRISC and BRCA1-A complex member 2-like. Gene Ontology annotation, cellular component: BRCA1-A complex; BRISC complex. Gene Ontology annotation, biological process: double-strand break repair. NCBI's taxonomy places the organism in Eukaryota, Metazoa, Porifera, Demospongiae, Suberitida, Halichondriidae. The coding region runs from base 51 to 1238 and encodes 395 amino acids. The transcript has 9 exons. The record is from RefSeq and is a predicted model, not a curated record.